AUGAAGUUCUCAGUCCUCGGCUCUCUAGCCCUGGCCGCCAUCGCCGCCGCCGACCUCUUCGACGACUCCACCGAGGAGCUCAAGCUCGACAUGGACGACGUGCCCAUGUCCUGCAAGACUAUCUGCAACCCCAUCGCCACGCUGUCCGAGCAGUGCGACGUCGACCUCGGCCUCGGCAAGGGCAAGGACGAGGACCUCCUCCACAACCAGUGCGUCUGCACCAACACGAGCUUCAAGGUCGGCGAGAUCGCCGCCGAGUGCGCCGACUGCAUGCACCAGCACGUCAAGGCCAAGCGCAGCCUCGGCAACCACGACGAUGAUGACGACAUUGACUCGGAUGAUGUCAAGGACAUUGAUCGCCUGAUCUCCGGCUGCGGCUUCACGUCAACCCACUACAACCCGACCAUGGCCGCCGCUGCUGCUACCAUCACGGUCGAUGCCACGGCGCCCUCGCACAAGGACCAACUCACCACAACCAUCAAGGGCACCCACAACGCCGCCGCUCCCACCGCCAUUCCCGGCUACAUGUACGCCGGUGCUGCUGCCGCUGCCGCUGCCGCCUUGCUAUAA
This is a messenger RNA of Cordyceps fumosorosea ARSEF 2679, 570 nucleotides long. RefSeq lists its product as hypothetical. The transcript has 2 exons. The record is from RefSeq and is a predicted model, not a curated record. Lineage: Eukaryota; Fungi; Ascomycota; Sordariomycetes; Hypocreales; Cordycipitaceae. Bases 1 to 570 code for a protein of 189 amino acids.